Molecule: messenger RNA, 680 nt
Organism: Paraphaeosphaeria sporulosa
Lineage: Eukaryota; Fungi; Ascomycota; Dothideomycetes; Pleosporales; Didymosphaeriaceae
Exons: 1
Coding region: 254-604 (116 amino acids)
Source: RefSeq, a predicted model, not a curated record
GUGUGCUGCCCUUUCGACUUUCGUGGUGUCGGUGUCAUAGACGACGAGAUUGAAACCGCGUCGCGGGAGGUUGGAUGCUAUGGAAAAGCUGGUAGGGGGAUUAGUGGUUGAGAUGCUCCCAGCUUGACUGGAGAAGACGAACCCCGCAUUCCCUAAACCAAUAUACCCUACGGUCUUGACCUCUGUGGUUGAAGUUGCCCUGUUUAUGAUGUUUGUGCAACGAAGCUUCUAACUGUCCGCCUGCGGAACGAGCAUGUGGAUAAUUUAUGGCAUUUCGCAACGCCGACGCUGUGCCUUGCAUCGGAGAGAAUUCCAUAUAGGCUUUUUGCACUACCCGAUGACAUUCGAGUCGUCUUUUCCCAAAUGCUUGCGCUGGGGUGACGUUGGAACGCGGGGUAGAUCGACAAUGUGUUGUCGGAUACCUCUCCGUGACACGCUAGCUCCACAAUGUUCCUCUACCAUUCCAAUGUAUGCCGCACUCGCAGCUGCUACAUUGGAUUUGGUUCAGCUCAUGCCUCAGCCCACGUGCGACACGCGGAUCGAGUAUGGUAGCUUGUUUGCACAAGCACACAAAGCGGCCUUCCCCUUACACACUGUUGCGUAACUCAUCAAAUGCUGAUAGCGCUUCAGUGCCUUCCCAAGGCCGCUUAUAUUGCCGUGUGUUUUCGCCAUUCGUAGAU